AAGAACCGGCUCCAAAACCGGGAAGAAUAUAGCCCCGGGGCGGGUUGCUUCGGAUUUACUCCACAGCUGCUCCGGGUUUGCAAGGGGGUGGGGGCCGAGGCUGGCCGGAGUAAGGAAGCUCCAGACCGGGUAGAAACCGGGGUAGAGGGACACCCCACCCACCCCCUCUCCCCAAACCGGAGUAACAGCCGCUUUCCCUAUCCACCUUGGAGAGAAAGCGCAAGGCCCCCGUUCCGCGUUCUUUUGCGCGCGCUUCUGGGAUUUACGAUCCAGAAACUCCAGAAAGGGGGGGGGGGAAGGGGGGAUAAGUGAUCCUAACCUAGCAAGGAGGAGAAACUUUGGGACAGAAGAAGGCAUCGUUAUUCGGAUCAAGCCGGAGGCAACGUUGAGGAGCAAGACCUCCCUCGCUUCCUCUUCUGAGCAGGAAAAUGGUGACUUCAAGAAGCAGCUGCGCACAACAGUGAGCGAGACUUCAGGAUAGAGGUGGGGAAAGUGCCGGGAACUUUGAGGAGAUGCUAGAGCCUGAAGGAAGGGACGUGAUGGAGAAACAAAAGGAGAGCCACCAAAAAGAAAGAGGAGGAGGAGUAGGAGAAAGGCCCGUCCUGGAGAGCAACCUCCAGGAGCAAAGACGAGUUUCUGAUGGCACUCAGUCCCCUCGUCCUAUCAACCAGCCUGAAACGUUGAGCUUUCUCCGAGGUCAACCGACCAACAGGAGCUGGGCGAAGAGGAAUUCGGCAAAGUGGGUGGCUGAAAUGAACCCAUCCCGCCUUUCCAUGUCUUGGAGCAGCACCAGGAGGAAAGGGUUAAAGGAGCUUCUCCUGCAGAGCAGUCAAGCCAGCCCUACCUGGCUUACCCCUUCCCGCCAAGAGUCCGUCUCGGUGGAGACCCAACGGGGAGAGGAUCCGUUCUCGGAGGUGAAUUCUGAAGAGUUGUGCUUGGCUCUGGACCCCUUGGAACACGAAUGGAUGUUGACGGUGGCCCAAGGGGACGCCGAAAGCAUCCUCAACCUCUUAGCCAAGGAACCCAGCCUGCUUUCCAGGAGAGACUUUGUGACUGGUUUUACUGUCCUUCACUGGUUGGCCAAACACGGCCACCAUGAAGCUUUGAUCCAGGUGAUGUCCUUUGCAGAGAGGAACGGCUACCCAACCAACGUCAACGUACUCACGGCCAGUGGGAGACUGACCCCUCUCCACUUGGCUGCUCUUCAGGGCCACGCGAUGACCAUCAAGAUCCUAGUAGGAGCCUUCGGGGCCAACACCAGCCUCAGGGAUCACAAUGGCCGCAAAGCCUGGCAGUACCUCCACGCCAACGCUCCCAGAGAGUUGAAGGAACUCGUGGGAGCAAUGGAAGAAGACCUGGCUGUCCCCGGAGCAGGGAACGCCAACAACAACUGCGCUCCUUCAAGAUGGGGUUGGAUCGGGGUCUUUAGGACGGAGUCCCAAAAUGCUGAGCCUGCAAGGCAGGGCCAGAGGAACAGUCCCGUGGGGUCUUACCUCAGGAACAUCUUCAGGCAAGCCGUUGCGUUCUUCCAAGAUCCUUAGAGGUCUCCUGGAUGGUUAAGAGCGGUUUGAUUUCUUGGCUUGGCUUGACCCUCAUGGCCUCGUAGAGAAACAGAAUUAAGAAGGCAGAGAGAAGUGAUAAGGUGCUUAUCUCCCAAGUUUUAGCAAAACCUCAGGAUAAGAAAAUCUUUUUUUUUUUUUUUGGCUCAAGGAAGUGGAUACAGGGAGGAAGUAGGAAGAGACCUCAUGAAAUUGAGGGGUGGGGGUCCUUAGCAUUUGUUCCCUAAAGGGCUGUGAACGCAUGAUGUUAAAAGAACUUAAAAAAAUCGUCUCACUUUGGCCUGUGAGAAUGCAGGACGUCACAUUAUGCAAAGAUAGCCGCGUAUCUUUGCAGAACGUAUUCGGAGAUCAGCAACCUGUGGCUCUGGAGCCGCCUGUGGCUCUUUCAUCCCUCUGCUGCGGCUCCCUGUCACCAGUCGGUACCACAAUUUUGAGAGGAGCUUCCGGUUGGGGGUGGGGAGGGAAACAUGGCGUGCCAGGAGGAGAGUCUAUGGCAAGGGGCAGGUUUUCUGGUCAGCUCCACAAUCGAUAGGGCUUUCGGUUAGGAGUGGUAGAGGAAAAAGGACACCACAUUAGGAGGAGACUCUCUGGCGGGGGAACCGGAUUUCCAGUCACCUCCAGAAUUGAACAGAAUUUCGGUUAGGACCUUUGUGGCUCUUUGAGUGUUUAAGGUUGCCGACCCCUGUGCUAGCCCUAAGGACCAGCAAAGGAGUAGAAGUAACAGAGUUGGAAGGGACCUCGGAGGUCAUUUAGUCCAACCCCCAGCUCAUGCAGUAGACCUGUAUUAGGAAUUCGAACCGCCGACCUGCCGACUUGCCCGCCUUUGGCCACUGAAAAAAACCCCUCUAAAUUACUUUUCAGAUCUGCUGCGAAUGUUUCUGUUCUUCAGCCUUUGCAAGUUCUUAUUCCUAAUACAGAUGGGAAUGCAAAAAAACGCUGCAUCCAUUAAAGGCAUGCUUUAAAAGUUGAAAUUCUUUAAAUUUUAAAUUUAAAAGUUGAAAUUCUUUAAAUCGGCUUGCUUCUGACAGCUCAACAAAGCAAUUUGGGCAGACGUUUAAAGGAAGCAGAAUGUAAUACCAGCUGCCUGCUCAUUUGGCAGGAUGGGGUGGAAAAAAAGUCAGAAAUAAUAUUUUAAAUAGUACAGUUCAAAGACGCACAGCAGUAGAUGCAGGCGUUUCGUAUUGACUCAUCAGUACCAAA
Molecule: messenger RNA, 2759 nt
Organism: Ahaetulla prasina
Lineage: Eukaryota; Metazoa; Chordata; Lepidosauria; Squamata; Colubridae
Gene: SOWAHD
Product: sosondowah ankyrin repeat domain family member D
Exons: 2
Coding region: 513-1541 (342 amino acids)
Molecular function (GO): protein binding
Source: RefSeq, a predicted model, not a curated record